Molecule: messenger RNA, 6993 nt
Organism: Dromiciops gliroides (monito del monte)
Lineage: Eukaryota; Metazoa; Chordata; Mammalia; Microbiotheria; Microbiotheriidae
Gene: PRKX
Product: protein kinase X-linked
Exons: 10
Coding region: 619-1875 (418 amino acids)
Biological process (GO): protein phosphorylation
Molecular function (GO): ATP binding; protein serine/threonine kinase activity
Source: RefSeq, a predicted model, not a curated record
CUCUUCCUCCUCUAAGAAAUCAGACUCCAGCUGCUUUCUCCGUUCUUUCCCCUUUUGCUAUUUAAUUAAGAAGAGCCCGCCCGGGCACUUGGCCCUAUCCUAUUGUUCGCUGCCGCCGCGGUUUGCUGGCUGCUCGGCUGCCCGGGGCAGGGCUGGGGUAGUGUAGGGCGGGGUGGGUGUGGGAAGGAGUGAGCCUCCGAGCAAUGGGGCGAGAUGCAAAGGAGUCCUGCCGAGGCUGGAGCCAGCAGCGCGGAUGCCACAGCUUCUAGUAGGCUGGUCACGGCCAAGGGCAGAAGGUUGCUGAUCAAAGUCCCCGGGAAAGUGCUCCGAGGCCGCGUCCCAGAAAGCGAGAGAGAGAGAAAGUUUGCGUGCGUGCGUGUGUGAGUGUGUUUGAGUGUGUGUUGUGUGCACGCAUCUCCCCUCCCCCGCCGUGCCGGGCCGGCGGGGGGGCGGAAAGUCAGCCGCGCCCCCUCCAUCAUCCCUCUUCCCACCCUUCCCCCAGAUGUGCUGAGAGGCACCAGGAGGGAGGAGGAGGAGGAGGAGGAAGAGGAGGAGGAGGAAAAGCAGGAGGACCCGGCUUCUGGCUUGUGUUUUCUGACUUUCCCCAUCCUACCACCCAUGGAGGCUGCCGGGUCCUCGGCGAAAGCGGCCAAGGUCGGGGCAGGAAACGGGGGCAGCGAAGGGAGUCCUCCUCCUCCUCCUCCCCCUCCCCCUCCCCCUCCCCCUCCGGCUCCUCCGGGGUCUGCAGGGUCUGGGGAUUCGGAGCCCGCCCCUUCUUCGAGCCCCGCGGCGGGGCCGGACUCCCCGGCCCCUUCGCCGGAGCUUCCCGCUUACAAGCUACAGGACUUCGAUACUCUGGCUACCGUGGGCACAGGUACCUUUGGACGAGUUCACCUAGUGAAAGAAAGAACAGCCAAACAUUAUUUUGCAUUGAAGGUAAUGAGCAUUCCAGAUGUCAUUCGGCUAAAGCAAGAGCAGCAUGUGCACAAUGAAAAGUCAGUUCUGAAAGAAGUCAACCAUCCAUUUCUGAUCCGAUUAUACUGGACCUAUCAUGAUGAAAGAUUUUUAUACAUGUUAAUGGAAUAUGUGCCUGGAGGAGAACUUUUCAGCUACUUGAGAAACAUGGGACGGUUCAAUAACAGCACAGGACUAUUUUACUCUGCAGAGAUUAUCUGUGCAAUAGAAUAUCUGCACUCCAAAGAAAUAGUUUACAGAGAUCUAAAACCGGAAAAUAUAUUAUUAGAUAAAGAAGGCCAUAUCAAGCUCACUGACUUUGGAUUUGCUAAAAAGCUAGUAGACAGAACAUGGACACUCUGUGGGACACCAGAAUACCUUGCUCCAGAAGUCAUACAAAGUAAAGGUCAUGGAAGAGCAGUAGACUGGUGGGCUCUGGGGAUUCUGAUAUUUGAGAUGUUGUCCGGGUUUCCUCCAUUUUUUGAUGACAACCCAUUUGGCAUCUAUCAAAAAAUUCUUGCAGGCAAAAUAGAUUUCCCCAGGCAUUUGGAUCUCUAUGUAAAAGACCUUAUUAAGAAACUUCUUGUUGUAGACAGAACAAGACGACUCGGAAACAUGAAGGAGGACAUUGACAAGCUAGAAUGUGUACAGAAGAAGAUGACCAGAAUGGUGAAGGGGACUGGAAACCAUGCUAUACAAGGAUCAGUUGAAAGAAAGAAUGGAGCAGAUGAUGUGAAAAGGCACCGGUGGUUCAGAUCUGUGGACUGGGAUGCUGUACCCCAGAGAAAACUGAAGCCUCCUAUAGUGCCGAAGGUAUCCAAUGAUGGUGAUACAUCUAAUUUUGAAGCUUAUCCUGAAGAUGACUGGAACAAGACACCACCUGUGCCUCCUAAAGACUUAGAAAUCUUUAAGAAUUUCUGAGUACAGGGAACCACAUAUGGAAAGAAACUGGAAGAAGAUUUGGAAUGGUCUGAGCACAUUUGAGAAAAAGAACUGGGCACCUGCCAACAUGAAGAAAUUCCUUCACAUGGAUGAGGAAGUUUCCACGUUCAUAUAUGCACAUAUUUAUAUAAAAUGAAAUUGGAGGGCUGGCGAAGUUUAAUUUUAACUGUAUGGAUCUGGCAUUCGUUUAACAACUGUUACUACAUAAAAUCUGCUCAGUAGUAGAUUAUUUGAUUUUGCGGGUUUGUUUAGAUGUUAGUUGUUUAUCUUAGUGUUACUUUUCUGAUAUGCCAGACCUUUUUUUUUUGCUUUUGCUUUAUCUCAUAGACUUAACUUUAUAAGUUUAUACUAAACUUGUGACAUUGUAAGCACAAAUUAGUAUAUAUGUAUAUAAAGAAAACAAAAUCACCUAAGCACAGGGAUUGUGCAAAGAUGUAAAUGUUUGUACUUUGCAGAGUCUAUGAUUUUUAUUUUUCAGAUUUUUUUUUAAGAGUUUCUUCUUUGGGAAGAUAAAACUCUUAAUGGAUAAAUAAAUUUUUCAUCAUCUUAAACAUUUUAUAGUUCUUUAUAAAAAAGAAAUUAUGUUAAGAUUUAUAAUUAAAAUAUCCAGUGCUUCAUGUCUGUAACUAGAGUACUUGAAUGCCUGAGGAAAGGGGAGGAGGUACAAGUUUCAUCUUUAGUUCAUGAAAGCUCUGUUGAUUCAUGAGUGUUCAGAAAAGAAAAUUUCUUGGAAAUAUUUCACAUGCUAUUAUGCUCUAUGGUGUCCUGUUGUGUACUGGGACUUCUACUUAUUUAAAAUUAAAGUAUAAAUCUGGCACAUAAUACAGUGCCCAAGACCUUGGCCUCUAUUGUUUUUGGCCACAUGUAGAUUUUUCCCCCCUUUAAUUUAGGAAGGAGAGAAGAACUACACAACUGACAGGAUGUAAAACAUCCAAUGUACCAUGUAAAUUACUCAGAGAUUUGACUUCCAUUCAGUUCUGCAGAUGCAGCCUGUCUCCCUCUCAAAGAUCACCUGGGGUUUUAUGGUAUUAUUAGGGGGUAAAAUUGAGCUCCUAGACAUCACAACAAUGUACAUAAAUAAAAAGUUUUCCUCUUUUGAAUGUGUAUUUUAUAGUAGCCAGAUGUUAAGGUGAUACUUAGGGCUGAACUGCAAAAUAUGGGCUGAAACAGGUGUUCAUUCCAGAAGCAAGGAGCUUGCAGAAUUUCUGGGAAGUAGCAUGUGAACCUCUGCUCAUAGUUCAUUUCAUUUUAAAGCAUUCCCACUUCCUCCUACAUUCUUUUUCUCUCUUCCUGUUCUAAAAUUCCCUGGAAAUCUCCAAAGACUUUUUCCCCAACAAAAAAUAAUAAAUCUAGUUUGCAAAAUCAAAUUAUUAAUCUGUCAUCAGGUGUGUAUUCUAAUUAUGUCCUAUCUCUAUUUAAGAGGUAAACCCACCAAGCCCUCCCAUGAAGAGUCUCAGUGCUAAGGGUGUUUCAUAUAUAUACAUGUAUAAUAUAUCCAUACAUAUAUAAACACACACAUAUAUACAUACUAUAUAUCAACAUGCAGUGUGUAUAUGUUCAUGUGUACAUACACACAUACAUACACACAACAUUUAAAUAAGAUACGAGCAUGCAUUAAUUGGGCUCAAGUAGCAAAACAGAGCAAUUGCUCACUUGAAUAAGUUCUAUAUAAUGAACUAGAUCCAAGAAGUGAGCAGAUUAUUCUUUGAGUAUUGCAUUUUCUUUUUUUCUCCUCUAAGUCACUAAAUGUUUAGUUUCCACAUUUUGAAGAAAUUUAGCAAAUAAUACUCAUGUAAGUGAAAAAUGAGAGUGUGCCUCUCAAUUUGCUGUCCCCUAAAGUGCCUAACUCACUGUGCAUUUAAGACAUUAUUUAGUAAAACCUGUUGGAUUUGUGUUAUGCAAAACAAAAAUUUUUUUUAAAUCCACAGGCACUGUUUUUUAAGAGAGUGAAAUGGAAGAGAUGUACUUUAUGUGGGUCUUCCUAAUGGUUUCAGAUAUUUUCUGGUUCAAUGAUUUUGAUGGCUUCAUAUUGUGAUACUCAUUUGACACAGAGAUUAGUUUCUGAGUAGCAAGAUUUCAGAAAACAAAACAAAACAAAAAAAACUUCCUAUCAUGUUUGAGGCCAGUGGUUGAGAUAGGUUUUUUAGUGUACUGGGAAAUGAACUAACUUCAAAGAUAAGUUUCCUAAAUGCCUUCAGAGAAACCUGACAUGCCAUGAAAAAAAGAAGUCACUGUCCCAUUCUCAGUCAUAUCAAACUUAUAGAUUCCAAUUAAGCAUUACCAAAAAUCUGGGAUCUAUGCUCAGCAAAAUUCUAUUUAGAACUAGUAGCCCAAUGAGAAAAAUUUUUAAAUACCUUUUAAAAGAGUAUUUAAAUUCGACCCAUAGAUCUGUGUAGAGCUUAGUCUUUACUUCCCCUAAUAUUAGGUAUUAAGAUCAAGGCCAAAGGUUGAUAGGGAUUCAACAAUAAAUUUCUGAGGUAAAAUGUGAUCUAACAUUAAAAGACAAAAUCAGUAAAAUGACUGCCAUAGUUUACUGAGAUAAAAACUUAGAGCUACCAGAGGUGAUAACCCAAGUCUAGUGCCACCUGACUUUUUAAUCACAUUUAUUCUUAAGGAACUUUUUCCUUUUAAAAACCUUCUAAUACAGAACAAAUUGUUUUGAGUACAACUUUAAACUGUACAUAAGUUCAGUGCACUAGUGUCUGUAAUUCUUUGGUUUACUACUUUGUUACCUUUCAAAAUUUAAUGUUGAUAUUAAAUCGAAAUAGUAUAGAAAGCAUGAAAUAUAUUUGCCUUAUUUCUGAAUAAAUAUGCAGGAAAUACAGAUGUGUUAACAUUGGUUACAUUGCUCUUUUUCAGAAAUGUAAUCAGCCUUCAGUAGGAUGAAAAAAGUGGGAAUUAAAAAGAAAUUUCAAAGACAUUUGAUGGUGUUAAUAAGUACAGAGUGAACAGUCGAGCACAUUUCAAGAUUUUAUUUAAGUGCCACAUGUUAACUGUUCACUAAUAGGCCAUAAAUUAUCACUUCAUAUAGUGUGAUAUUACAUAAAUGUUGGUUGUAACAAAUAAUAAACCUGGAACAAUCAUUAAAAGUAGCUAAGGAAAUAGUUGAAUGUGUGUAUAGUUGGACAUUUGUAUUUAUGUGGUCAGUUAUAAUUGCAAAAUUUAAAAAAUUAUGGGGUACAUGUCACAGAGUUUGUACACCAUUUGAAGUACCAUUUUGAUUUUUGACUUGCUGAUAUUUGUAAGUUUGCAGUAUUUUCUGGAAUCUGAAUACUACAAAAUUUCUUAUUUAUAAAAUGCACAAAUUGCUAUACUGAGCGUAUUGAGGAUUUCAUUUUCAACUGGUAAAAUUGUCAUUUCUGCCUUCAUUUUUAUGAAUUAAGCCAAGGAAGAAAUAAAAUUAAUAUUUUACUUUAUAUUAUAUAUGCACAAUUUUCCAUCUUUUCACAUCAGAAAAUUGAUUUUAGGCAUGAAUAUAUCCAUUGCUGGCAAUGGAUACACUCUGACUUCUGGUACCAACAUCUCAGAGUCAAUAGAAGAAAUAGAAGUCAUGGGAUAUUUGCAAACAUACAUACUUUUGUGAUAUGUGUGUAUACAUAUAUCCAUAUCCAUCCACUCUAGAUCUAUGCAUAUGGAACCAAGAAUAAUUGGUUUGUUUUUAUAUGAUUUCCAGUACAAUUCUUUGUUUCUUUCCUUCAAAUUGUACAUAUUUUUGAUAAAUUAUUUUUAAAUCCUACUAAAAGAAAUGAAGUAACCCUAACCAGGUGAGAGGUUUGAGAAGAUGAGUUGUCAUUUAAGUAUAUGGCCUAGAUGGUGGUUGUUAAGAUUCUAUACCUUUCUCAUGGUGUUAACUGAAAAGUAAGGGGUACAGACUCCCUUAGUAUCAAGGAUUGAUCCUAGAAGUAUAAUGUGUCUACACAAUGAAGUGAAAAACGUCAAUAGGAUUUAGUGAUUUGCUAUACUGCAUACUGACUGGUCGAUUUGUUUUGGAGUAACAAAAUACAUCCACUAUGCCUCUUUUUUUUUUUUUUUAUUUUGGUUUGAAAUGUAUGGUCUCAAUAUUCUUUAUACUUGGUUCCCUUUGCUAUCAUGCAUUUUAUAUAUGUUGAACAGUUUCUAUGUAUUACCCUCCUCCCCCCACUACAGUACAAAGGGUCUUACUAUUACUUCAUCAUAAGUGAACAAAAUGGACCUAUUAUAAAAAGAAUUUUUAAAGCAGGUUCAAAAUGUUUUUAUUUUUUAGAGUGUUCAUUUAUUCAAGAAUUUAUUAAGCCCCUAGACUUAAUGAUGUCCCUUUGCAAUCCCUAAUGCUCCAGGCAACAAGGAUACAAAGGGCAAACCCCAAACAGACCUUGCCCUCACAGAGCAUAGAUAUUAUUGGGGAUUGGUCAUUUCUGUUUAUUUCUAACCCACCAUAAGGUUUUAGGGUAAAACUUGCUUUGUGAAUGCAAUGGAAACCAAUGGAAAAUUGCUUGGUGGAGAGCAGAUUUCUACAACCCACUACAACCAUAGCAAGUGACUUAUUGAACAUUAACUGACUUGAUCUUCCAUUGUCAAAACAUCAUCAAUUGAGUGAAAACUCAAUUAGGUACUAAACUUAUGGUUAAUGGAUGAACCAGGAUUUCAAGGCUUAAAGGUAGUGAAAGAUGUGAUCACUGUUCAGUCCAUUGCCUUGAGGUCCUAAAGAACUGUACUGUAGUGCUUCCUUAUGCUAGAGGAUAAUUCUUCAUCUUUAACAACAAAAACUGUAGCAUGAUUUUUUUGGGUCCUAUUUAGAAUACAGACUUGCCAUAUUCUACGUUUUUCUAUGGCAAACCUGACUACCUUAUGAACAGUAGGAAAUAAUAACUCGCCACAGGUUUGUGUACUUCAUAGCUAGUUUUAAAUGAGAAAUAGGCAAGGUUAUUUUAGACUCACUGAUAUUCUUGGUUGCUAGACCUCAAUCAUGUGUAAAAGUACUGUCCAAAGUCAUGUCAAUUUCAUUGCACAAUAAAAUCACUGUGAUUUGUAUAUAAGCCCUAGUGAAAUGUUACUGCUGUUUAAUUUAUAUAAUGCCUGUUGAUUUCUGGAUUUGUUUAAUAAACCUUUGUAUCUUUU